Necator americanus (New World hookworm) is the source of this 1638-nucleotide messenger RNA. RefSeq lists its product as uncharacterized. The record is from RefSeq and is a predicted model, not a curated record. Gene Ontology annotation, cellular component: plasma membrane. Gene Ontology annotation, biological process: positive regulation of GTPase activity; Ras protein signal transduction. Lineage: Eukaryota; Metazoa; Nematoda; Chromadorea; Rhabditida; Ancylostomatidae. The coding region runs from base 1 to 1638 and encodes 545 amino acids. Gene Ontology annotation, molecular function: guanyl-nucleotide exchange factor activity. The transcript has 16 exons.
AUGUCACGUGAGGUAUGUGCUGUCAUUGAGGUCGUUGCAGUAGCGAAAACACCGGUCUCCUCGGUCAUGAAAGUUCAGUCAGUACCCGAAACCCGGCCGUGGUCACCGAUGAGAAGAGCUCCGAGGAAGAAUCGUUCGCGAAGCUCACAACCGCAUGCCGACAUGGUCACCAGUGCUAUUUCGAAUUCGACCAGUCAACCCAUGUUGAACAAUGGAGUGUUCUAUUCGCUUCCACGACGUACUGGUAUGCUUGCCGCCUCACCGUUGAUGGCGUCGUCGACGAAACGGCGAGAUCUGGAGCUGAAUACGCGCAAAAGCGAUAAAUUUGAUCAAAAUGAUAUUGUUUUGGAUGCAAUGGGGAACGUGCUUAGCGGUUCAUCAGAAGCUCUUAUCGCUCGUCUUCUACCGACAAGAGAUGGUGUUCCUGACGCGAAUUACAUGUUCACUUUACUGCUGAACCUACGUACCGUAAUGUCCCCAGAAGAAUUGAUGCAAAAAAUUGUACAGCAGUGCAUGUUCACCCAAAACGCUGAUGCAGUGAAUUUUUGUCGUGAAGGUCGCGACCGCAUGUUCUCACACUUGUUGCGGUUGUGUCGCGAAUGGGUCACCAGCAUUCCACAUGAUUUCAGGAGUGAACAUAUGAGAACUAGACUCAAUGAGCUGCUAGGAUUAUGUUCUGUAGAUAGGAAUUUUAAGCAAAAAGCCGCUGAUCUUCAAUCUACACUCAAAUCAACGAUAAACAGAUUGGAGCGAUAUGACAAAGCUGUGAAAAAUCUCCAGAAAACUCUGUCGGAAAACACCCAGCGACCAAUGCAGUCGGAUAUUUUGGUUGGCCUAAUCACAGUUUGCCCUGAUCCGAAAAUUGUCGCUCAACAACUGACACACAUCGAAAUGGAGAGGUUCAGCAUGGUCGGGGUUGAUGAGAUUCUUGUUGCUCUGGCCAGUAAUGAUUUAGCAGAUCUUGGUCGGAAUAGGAAUGGUCCCGGUGGUUCGAUAUCGUUUUAUGUGGAAUGGUUCAAUCGUCUUUCCUCAUUUGCUGCCACCGAAGUGUUGAGGCAGUUGAAGAAAAAGCAUCGAGUUGAAGUCAUUGAAUAUCUUAUCGAUGUGGCGAAAGAAUGCUGUGAAAUAGGCAAUUUCAAUAGUUUAAUGGCUAUUGUUGCUGGACUUUCUCUGCCAGCCGUCUCCAGAAUGAAACGAACCUGGUCACGAGUGGAAAAGUCGAAAUUAGAAAUCCUGCAACAUCAACUAGAUCCAAGCGGUAACUUUUUAUCGUAUCGAGCUACAAUGAAAGCCGCACAAUGGAGAGCGGAAACAGCUGGCAGCAAUCAAAGAAUUGUGAUUCCUUUCUUCGUUCUACUCCUGAAAGACUUGUUCCUCAUAUAUCAUGGAAGCGUCCGAACUUUACCCAAUGGACACUUAAAUUUUGUGGCCUACUCUCAAAUCGCUGACCAACUACGAUCGGUAGUGCGAUGGAAAGGUGUUUUGUGCUCAUUCCCAAAGAAUGCCGCUGUCCUACAGUACACAUUAGUUUGCGCUUUGUAUGGAGAGCGAGAAUCGAUGCUUGCCUCCUUCGAAUGUGAACCUGCAGAAAGUGCCGCCGAAAGGGAGCAACUGAAGAAGUUGAAAGUACGGCAGUGA